Canariomyces notabilis is the source of this 1284-nucleotide messenger RNA. RefSeq lists its product as uncharacterized. The record is from RefSeq and is a predicted model, not a curated record. NCBI's taxonomy places the organism in Eukaryota, Fungi, Ascomycota, Sordariomycetes, Sordariales, Chaetomiaceae. The coding region runs from base 261 to 941 and encodes 226 amino acids. The transcript has 2 exons.
GACUCGACUCACUCGAACUUCCAGUCGAGCCAGUCCAUUCUCAUACCGAGCUAGACAGCACCCGACUUAACCUAAGUUUAGUGCCCGGAAACUAACAAGAGACCCGGGCCAGCUGAUUCCAGACAUUGUAUACGCGAGUACCGAGGCGGAACCACUUUAUCCUCGAAGCCUUGAUGCCUCAACCCCUCAUCCAACAUCUGUCUCCCGACACAGCAAACCUCCUCACCCGCUAACUCUUCGCUCGGACGCCACCGAUCACGAUGGUCUACAAUCGCACCCACCCGCUGCUCCAGCAAGUCCCGCUGACCGUCUCUCCCUUCGUCAACCUCCCCACCGCCACAACUCUUCCCUACACCUACCGGCCGAUGCCCUCCACCCUCCCGCCCUCCUCACUGGGAACAACUUCCUCCUCCGCCUCAACAACAACAACAACAACAACAACAACCGCGCCGGGGGCAACCGACCCCGCAUCCACCUCCGCCGCAAAACCGCGCUAUGUCGUCUCGGCGUCGGGCCACGCCGCCCACCCGGACGACAUCCUGACCUCGUGCCGCGAGCUGCACGCCCACGUGGCCAAGCUGCAGGCCGACGCCGAGGCCGAGCUGGCGCGCGUCGAGGAGCGGAUCCGCGCGCGCGAGCUGGCCGAGAAGAGGCGCCUCGCCCCCGGCUGGCUGGAUAGUGAUGCUCGUCUGCUUCAGCCUGAGCGGAAGGCGACGGGUGGGAGCAGUAGUAGGUUAAUGGUGGAUGAGGUGGCCAAGGAUGUGGGUGACAAGGGGGGGUAUGAGCGGGGUGGUGCGGGUGGUGGUGGUGGAUUGGCUUCUACCGCUGGUGGUGGUUACUACGGCCAUGGUCCAGGAGGCGCAAGCGAGAUGGCGGUGCCUGAUGAGGGGGAGGAGUUGGAUAGGUUCUUUGGGGGGUUGGCGUUGAAGCCGGGGUCAUGAGCAACAGGAUGGUUGAUUCUGUGUGAGUUUUGGGUGGGUGCCAAAUCUCCUAGCAUGCUACGGAAGAAGGGGGUGGGGGGAUAAUCCAGUCACUAAGGUAUUGGCUUGAAGGCCGUGUCAGUGAUGGGAUCCUGCUGUUUUGAAUAACGCUUGUGGGUGUCUUUCCGCCCUUGUGCCCUCUCUCAUACUCAGCUCUUCUUCUCGCUCUCUCCGUGUCCACGUCUACUUUAACGCUUGUAAGCCAUCUUUCCUGCCAUCUCUUGAGAGAUGGGUUGAUUCAGUUCUUCCCUGAGAUCGAGGAAUACACAGUGUACGUACGGAGUACUCCAUGGCUCCGUGGAUC